Tauraco erythrolophus (red-crested turaco) is the source of this 2877-nucleotide messenger RNA. NCBI's taxonomy places the organism in Eukaryota, Metazoa, Chordata, Aves, Musophagiformes, Musophagidae. The record is from RefSeq and is a predicted model, not a curated record.
CAUGGGGUGAUCGUUGCAGAUGAGGAGGAAUAUUUCAUUGAACCGCUGAGCCCAGGAGCCAACGUCAGCACAGGGAGCGAGGGCAAAGGCAGCCCCCACGUCGUGUACAAGCGAUCGUCUCUCCAGUACCCACACAUGGAUGCAGCCUGCGGCGUGCUAGAUGAGAAGCCCUGGAAGGGGAGACACUGGUGGCUGCGGACGCUGAAGCCAUCCCCUCUGAAGCCGUCGGGCAACCACAGCCAGCGAGGCCAGCUGCCCCUGAAGAGAUCCGUCAGCACGGAGCGCUACGUGGAGACCUUGGUGGUGGCCGACAAAAUGAUGGUGGGGUACCACGGGCGGCGGGACAUAGAGCAGUACAUCCUGGCCAUCAUGAAUAUUGUUGCCAAACUUUUCCAGGACUCGAGUCUGGGCAAUAUUGUCAAUAUCCUGGUGACCCGGCUGAUUCUCCUCACUGAGGAUCAGCCCACACUGGAGAUUAACCACCACGCUGGGAAAUCCCUGGACAGCUUCUGCAAGUGGCAGAAAUCCAUCGUGAACAGGAAUGGCAAUGGGAAUGCUAUCCCCGAGAAUGGCAUAGCCAACCAUGACACUGCAGUGCUGAUCACCAGAUAUGACAUUUGCAUCUACAAAAACAAACCGUGCGGCACCCUGGGCCUGGCCCCCGUUGGUGGGAUGUGUGAACGAGAACGAAGCUGCAGCAUCAACGAGGACAUUGGCCUGGCCACGGCCUUCACCAUUGCCCAUGAGAUCGGCCACACGUUUGGCAUGAACCACGAUGGGGUUGGAAACAGCUGUGGCUCUCGUGGGCAAGAAACGGCCAAGCUCAUGGCUGCUCACAUCACCAUGAAGACCAACCCGUUUGUAUGGUCCACAUGCAGCAGGGAUUACAUCACCAGCUUCCUGGACUCUGGGAUGGGAUUAUGCCUGAACAACGCUCCUCCCAAGCAAGACUUUAUCUACCCGACGGUGGCUCCAGGACAGGCCUACGAUGCAGACGAGCAGUGCCGUUUCCAGUACGGAGUUAAAUCUCGCCAGUGUAAAUACGGGGAAGUCUGCAGUGAGUUAUGGUGUCUGAGUAAAAGCAACCGCUGCAUAACCAACAGCAUCCCUGCUGCUGAGGGGACCAUAUGCCAAACCAAUACCAUUGAAAAGGGGUGGUGCUACAAGAGGGAGUGUGUGCCUUUCGGCACCCGACCGGAGGGCGUGGAUGGUGCCUGGGGAGCCUGGUCGUCCUGGGGAGAGUGCAGCAGGACGUGCGGCGGCGGCGUGUCGUCAUCNNCCUCUCGGUGCUGGUUUGGCAGGCCCACGAUCGGGGGGAAGUACUGCCUGGGAGAGCGGAAGCGGUACCGGUCCUGCAACACCGACGACUGCCCACCCGGCUCCCAGGACUUCCGAGAGCUGCAGUGUGCCGAAUUCGAUAACGUCCCCUUCCGAGGGAAGUACUACACCUGGAAGACGUACCGGGGAGGGGGUGUGAAAGCCUGUUCCCUCAACUGCCUGGCCGAGGGUUUCAACUUCUACACGGAACGAGCCGCGGCCGUGGUGGAUGGUACACUGUGCCGACAGGACUCCAACGACAUCUGCGUCAACGGGGAGUGCAAGCAUGUGGGCUGUGACCGUGUCCUGGGCUCUGACUCAAAGGAGGACAAGUGUCGCGUGUGUGGGGGAGAUGGCAGCUCCUGUGAGACCAUUGAGGGCGUCUUCAACCAGUCCCUGCCAGAGGGAGGUUACGAGGAGGUGAUCCAGAUUCCCAAGGGCUCCGUCCACAUUGACAUCCGGGAGCUGAACCUCUCCAUCAACUACCUAGCGCUGAGAGGGGAGGGCGGCGAGUAUUACAUCAACGGGAAGCUCUCCAUCGACCCACCACGGCGCUUUGACAUCGCAGGCACGACAUUCCACUACAGGAGAUCCCCAGAGGAGCCUGAGUCCCUGGAGGCCUUGGGACCCACCAACAUCACCCUCUUUGUCAUGGUCCUUGUGCGGACAGAGCUCCAGGGGAUCCGGUACAAGUUCAACGCGCCCAUCAGCAGGGAUGCCUCGAACCAGUAUUCCUGGCACUACGCUCCGUGGACAAAAUGCUCAGUGCUGUGUGCGGGGGGCAGCCAGAUCCAACCUGUGGUAUGCAAGAAACUUUCCGAUGGCUCGACUGUCUUCAACCAUUUCUGUAGCCCUGAAACCAAAAUGCCAGAGCGGCAGAGGCCGUGCAAUACCGAACCGUGUCCCCCGGCGUGGGUGAUUGGGAACUGGUCUGACUGCAGCCGGAGUUGCAACGAAGGCGUCCGCACACGCAGCGUCUUCUGCAAGCGUAAGAUCUCUGCCACUGAGGAGAAGACCUUGGAUGAUGCUUCUUGCACCCAUCCACGGCCAAAGAUGCUUGAGCCUUGCAAUAACCAGACGUGCCCUCCAGAGUGGGUCGCCCUGGACUGGUCUGAGUGCACCCCAAGCUGCGGGCCAGGCUUCCGCCACCGCAUUGUCCUCUGCAAGAGUGGUGACCACAGUGCAACUCUGCCCACCUCCCAGUGCUACGAAGGCUCCAAGCCCCCCACCAGCAUGAGGUGCAACCUGCGGCGCUGCCCACCACCACGCUGGGUGACCAGCGAGUGGGGAGAGUGCUCUGCGCAGUGUGGCCUUGGCCAGCAGAGAAGAUCCGUCCAGUGCCUGGCUCACACUGGGCAGCCGUCCAGCGACUGCGUGGAGACCCUGCAGCCGCCCGGCAUGCAGCAGUGCGAGACGAAGUGCGAAUCGGGACCUACAGACAACCCCGAAGAGUGCAAGGAUGUGAACAAGGUGGCCUACUGCCCGCUCGUCCUGAAGUUCAAGUUCUGCAGCCGGACCUACUUCCGACAGAUGUGCUGUAAAACGUGCCAGGGGCACUAG